CUUAAAGAGCCUGGAAGUGUGAGUGGAUGGUAUGGAUGGAAAAUGAGCCUGAAAUUUAAGAUGGGGGAUUAUCGUGGCAAGCUGUCAAGAUCUGGAUGUUUGGAGGUGUCUGUCAACGCAGGUAAAAGGAGCAAAAAUAACCCUGACAAAGAGCACCCGCACUCCAACAUAAAAAGAGCCAGACGAGCUGAAGUGAACUUCCUUCCAAACUUUCCCAAGGGAGAAAGUCAGGCCAGUUUGGAAGAAAUGAGACUGCAGAUUAUGGACGAAGUUCAGAAGAGUCAGCAAAACCUACGCUUGAUAGAAAUGCUAAUGCAGAAGACCUUUGCCCUUCGUCGCCAGGAGAUAAUUCAGGAAAACCCACAGGUGAAGGACUUCUUGGGGAAAUGGCCGGCUCUUCGGAUUGAAUCACAGCUUUGUGCUGAGUUCCAACGCAUCACAAACGUCAACCUACGGAACCAGUUCUAUGCUGUGCUUGACCAACAUACACCUGGACUGGUGGCCUUGUAUAGGCAGAAGGCGGCACGAACCGGAAAGAUAUCAGAGGCGCUGCGUGACAUCUUAAAGAUUUAUGAUCUCCAGGAAGUGCGCGAUGUCAAUAUGAAGCGUACUGUAGCCCUUCGUGCCCUCCUGGUAUACCUGCGUGAGGAGGACCCACAGUUCUUCAAGACUUGGAAUGUGGAGGAGUCAGAUGAGACAGGCAUCAUUGACACUCCUGUUGCUCUUGUCACAGCAGUCACAGAGGACACUGCAGAUCCAGUUCAUUUCAGUCCUGCAAGCAUUUCUAUUGUUGUCGAAGAUGAUGUUGUGAUAAGUGAUAUCCCUAACUUGGCUGAUGCAUUUGCAUUGUUGUUUGUGUUGAUGUACGCAUUGCAUUUGGACUAUCCCAAGAAACUCAUUCACACUUUUACAUUCAUCCAGAAAAUCCUAAUGGGUCUUGAUGAUGGUAAACCACUUAAACCCUGCCUACUGAGUCUCAAAACUGACCUGUUAAUGAAAGAGUAGGCUAACUUAAGAGUUGUUUACAUGUUGAUGUGUUUUUGGGGUUCCCAGUAU
Sander lucioperca (pikeperch) is the source of this 1056-nucleotide messenger RNA. RefSeq lists its product as uncharacterized. The record is from RefSeq and is a predicted model, not a curated record. Bases 43 to 1005 code for a protein of 320 amino acids. The transcript is spliced from 4 exons. Lineage: Eukaryota; Metazoa; Chordata; Actinopteri; Perciformes; Percidae.